AAUUUAAAAAAGAAUCUGUUACAAUGCACUCAGCACAUAUAUGUAUGUUUGUUUUGUUUCGUUAUUUUUGUUUCCUCAGUACACUUCAGUUAUUUGGACUAUCAGGUGACAUUUCCGAUUCACAUCCGGGUCAGGAAGUCACCUCGCCUGUAUGAUCCUGAAAAAGAUAACGACAUCAACAAUAAGGUUACAAUCAUCACUAAGACGUCUCUGAGAUAUCCGUCCGUAAGGGCUCUCAUCAACAGUACCCGGAUGUUCUACCCUAACAUCCGGGUAAUCAUAGCAGACGACAGCCGCCUUCAGGCGGAAAACACUGAUCAUUACGUCAUGCCGUUUGGAGCGGGUUGGUUCGGCGGCAGGAAUCUUGCCUUGUCACAAGUAACAACUCCGUACUUCCUGUGGGUGGACGACGACUAUGUGUUCACCAAAGAGACAAAGUUGGAGAAUUUUGUAGAGGUUCUCGACAACACAAAUCUGGAUUUGGUAUCUGGAAGUGUCGGUAACAGGAAGCUCAUGUACUCUAAACUAUCCAUCCUACCUGGAGACGAACAUGGCGACUGUCUGGUGCAAGGCCGUGGACACUACGGCCGCGUUCCCGGCUACCCGCACUGUUAUCUGACCCCGAAGGUCACCAACUUCUACCUGGGAAGAACGGACGCAGUCCGCGCGGUGGGAUUUGAUCCGACCUACUCUCGCUAUGGACAUACAGAGUUCUUUGUGGAUGCGAUGGGAAGACUAAGAAUGGCAGCGUGUGAUGGGGUGCGUAUAGACCACAGACAGACUCGGAACAAGGAAUUCAACAAGUUCCGGAGAGGAGGAGGCGUAUCUGGAAGCUACCGGAAUAUAAUCAUGAGGCGGCAAUACUUUAAGGACAACUUAAAGUGCUGGAUCAAAUCAUAGAUAUACCUUUAAUGUUGAUGUAUAUUGAAGGUCUUUCUUUAACAAGUUGUGCAACUGUUUUAUUCACUCUAUCUCUCUCUCUCACUCACUUACUCACUCACUCUGCCUGUCUACAAAAGUUCUCCACUUCUGAUUUCAUAACUUAAUAUGUCAUAUUCUGCAAUGUGGGGCUCACACUAACAAAAAUACCGUUCUUGCUAAUUCUUAGUAGAAGAAAUGUCAUCUUUUAG
This is a messenger RNA of Branchiostoma floridae (Florida lancelet), 1130 nucleotides long. RefSeq names its product beta-1,4 N-acetylgalactosaminyltransferase 1-like. The coding region runs from base 253 to 900 and encodes 215 amino acids. The transcript is spliced from 5 exons. Lineage: Eukaryota; Metazoa; Chordata; Leptocardii; Amphioxiformes; Branchiostomatidae. The record is from RefSeq and is a predicted model, not a curated record.